Molecule: messenger RNA, 9195 nt
Organism: Conger conger (European conger)
Lineage: Eukaryota; Metazoa; Chordata; Actinopteri; Anguilliformes; Congridae
Product: neural-cadherin-like
Exons: 33
Coding region: 1-8730 (2909 amino acids)
Biological process (GO): homophilic cell-cell adhesion
Cellular component (GO): catenin complex; plasma membrane
Molecular function (GO): calcium ion binding; cadherin binding
Source: RefSeq, a predicted model, not a curated record
AUGCUUUUGGCCAUUUUAAUAUCGUAUUUCGUAACUUCGGUUUCUGGGAAUAAAACGGACGAACGGAUACUUUUCUUUCACGGACAUGUAUUUGAAAACUGGUCGCAGGGCUCCAAAGUGAAUGGACUGAGCAUCCCGACGAAACGGAUAGAGGCGCAGAGAUGGUGCCCGAAGCCAGGUACCCACUUUAAACUCCUGGGUGAAGGAAGCGAGGAUUUUCAAUUAUUUACUCACCACAAACGCGGGCACAUUUUGCUGAAAACGUCGAAAGUCCUCGAUAGGGAAGAACGAGAUGAAUACCUAUUUGGUCUCGGUUUGUGCUGUCAAAGUUGUGCUCUAUCUGACGGAGUCGUUGCCGAAGUUGCAUCUUUGAAAAUCGACGUGCUAGACACCAACGAUAACGAACCAACAUUUCACAACAGGGAUGUUAAAAUAACUUUGGACGACGCAACUGCCCUCCGCUCUGUGGUGCACAAGGUGACAGCGAAGGACACGGACAGUGGCAAGAAUGCCGAGUUGAUUUACUUCGCGAUUCCGAAAAAUGGCAGUUUCUACGUGGUGCCCAAAACCGGAGAUAUCUUGCUGGUUGAUUCCAUACUUGGUCUGACUACCCCGAUUAAAUUCAGUGUAUUCGCGAGGGACCACGGUUGGCCUUUUCGCACAAGUCAAAAUAUGGACAUCGUGAUAAGUCCUCGACAGUGGUCCGCACGGGAGCCAAGUCUUGGCAGUGAAACUGGUAAACUACUUGUUCGCAAGUCCAGAUCUCUACUGGAGUCGGGAAACCCGCUAGUUAUCAAUGUAUCGGAGGACGCCAGUAUUGGAUCAGUUGUAAUGAACCUGAACCCUGUGAAGUUUCAGGCAGCAAGUUUUGAGUUGGUCUUCCCUGGGUCUGAGAACACACCGGUAACAGUGAACCGGGAUAGCGGAGAUAUAGUCAUCGCCAGGCGGCUUGAUAGAGAGACUGAGCCGGUGGUCGAGAUUACUGUAAAAGUGCAGGACAAACGAGGCUCUGACUGGUACCUGGUUCGGGUGGAGCUGACCGUCACCGACGUAAACGACAAUGCCCCGGAAUGGACCAUGCUGCCCUUCCCCUACCUGGCUGUGGUGUCCCCUGAGUCCCUGCCCGGGUCCCUGGUCUACAAGCUCCACGCCCAUGACGGGGACGAGGGUGGCAACGGGGAGGUGGAGUACUUCCUGUCUGAUGGGGGGGACGGUCGCUUCGACGUGGACCGAAAGAGCGGCCACAUUAAGACCACAGGCCUGCCGCUCCAGCGCGACCGGGAGUACCUGCUGACCGUGGUGGCUGCUGAUAGGCUGGGGAGCCGCGGCCCACCCGCUGUGCUGUCUGUGGUGGCGGGAGCCAGACCGCCGCAGUUCAGCAACAGCUCCUACACCAUCUCUAUACCCGAGAGUACCCCCGAGGGCCAGCCCUUCCUGGUGGCCCCUGCCCUGUCCUUCCAGAAGCAGCCGCUGAGCUACAGCCUGCUCAUCAAUCCCAGCAGCCUCUUCUCCAUCCAGCCGGAGACGGGCGAGUUCAGCCUGACCCGGGCCAUCGACUACGAGAGCGACCAGCACCGGUACCUGCUGCUGGUGCGGGCCAGCGAGAGCCAGGACUCUCUGAGCAGUGCUGCUGAGGUCAGAGUGAUGAUCACGGAUGAGAACGACUGCGUCCCUGAGUUCCUGCAGUCAAUAUACAGCAAAGAUGGCGUCCCGGAAACAGUAACCACGGCAACCUCUCUGCUGCAAGUGUCCGCCAGUGACUGUGACUCGGACCUGAACGCGGAGCUGACCUACCACACCCUGAGCGCCGACUUCAGCGUGUCCGCCCAUGGCACCGUGUUCCCCGCCCGCCCGCUGGACUACGAGCGGCCUAACCACCUGUACGAGUUUGUGGUGAUGGCCGUGGACAAGGGCGAGGUCCCCCGCACCGGGACCACCACCGUGCGCGUGCGCAUGUCCAACGUCAACGAUGAGCCGCCCGAGUUCUCCCAGAGCAUCUAUCGGACCUUCGUCUCCGAGGAUGCCGGCCCCAACACCUUGGUUGCCACAGUGUUGGCCAAGGACCCCGACGGAGAUGGAAUCGCUUACAAGAUCACGUCGGGCAACGAGGAGGGCAACUUUGUAAUCGACAGCCAGAAAGGUCUGAUCCGGCUCCGGUCCAGCCCUCCUCCCAGACUGCAGGGAUUGGAGUACAUCCUCAAUGUCACAGCGACCGAUGACAACGCAUCGGGCGGGCCACACCCACUCUCCUCCGUCGCCCAGGUGAUCGUUGGCGUGGACGACGUCAACAACAACAAGCCCGUGUUCGAAAAGUGCCUGGAGUACAGAGAGAGGUCUUCAGUGCUGGAGAACCAGCCUCCUGGGACCUCAGUGCUGCAGGUGUACGCAGUGGAUGCUGAUGAGGGGGCCAACGGGAAGGUGACAUACGGGUUCAUGCACAAAGACAGCACCAUCCCUGCUUUCAGCAUCCACUCGGAGACAGGUGUGAUCGUCACAGCCAGGAAGUUCGACCGUGAGAGGCAGCGGGAGUACGCGGUCACCGUGACGGCCACGGAUCAGGCGGCCGAGCCCCUGAUCGGGAUCUGCCAGAUCAACGUUCUGAUCCUGGACGAGAACGACAACGACCCCAAGUUCGAGAACCUGCGCUACGAGUACUUCCUGCGGGAAGACACCAUGAUUGGCACCAGUUUCCUGCGUGUGGCGGCUCAUGAUGACGACUACAGCACAAAUGCAGCCAUCACCUACUCCAUGUCCAAGGAGCAACCGGAAUACCUGAGAGUCAACCCUGUUACGGGCUGGGUCUACGUCAACCAGCCUAUUUCACAGAGGUCCCACAUCACCCGGGAGAUUGUUGCCACGGACGGCGGGAACCGCAGCAGCUCGGUGGAGCUGUCCGUCACCAUCACCAACGUGAAGAACCAGCCGCCGCAGUGGGAGAGCCACAGCUACGAGGUGGUCAUCGCCGAAAACACCAUGAGGGACACGCCCAUCGUGACCAUCAAGGCUAUAUCCCUGCUGGGUGACCCCCGGGUGACCUAUAACCUAGAGGACGGGAUGGUUCCGGAGACCAACAUGCCGGUGCGCUUCUACCUGACGCCCAACCGCGAGGACGGCUCUGCCUCCAUCCUGGUGGCCGAGCCGCUGGACUACGAGACCACCCGAAACUUCGUGCUGAGGGUCCGGGCGCAGAACGUGGCCGCUGUGCCGCUGGCGGCCUUCACCACCGUCUACGUCAACGUCACGGAUGUGAAUGACAACGUGCCGUUCUUCACCUCCUCUGUCUACGAGGCUACUGUGACGGAGGGCGCUGAGGCCGGAACCUUCGUCCUCCAGGUGUCCGCCAACGACCUGGACCUGGGGCUGAACGGGAAGAUAACCUACUCCCUGCUGAAGGACCGCAGUGGAGACUACCAGUACUACCGCAUUGACCCGGCGCUGGGUACCAUCUACACCGAGAUGGUGUUUGACCGGGAGACCAAGGGCUCCUACCUGCUGGAGGUGAAGUCUGUGGAUGGGUGGGAGUCCGCUCGGCCUGGCAAAAACGGGCAGCCCAACUCCGACACGGCAUACGUGCGCGUUUUCAUCAGCGAUGUGAACGAUAACAAGCCCGUCUUCGCCGAGAGCGUCUAUGAAGUCAGCGUGGAAGAGGACGCCGACGUGGGCUUCGCCGUCGUCACUGUCAGCGCUAACGACGGGGAUGAAGGUGCCAACGCCAAGCUGCGCUACCAGAUCACGUCGGGGAACACGGGCGGGGCGUUCGACGUGGAGCCCGAGGUGGGUACCAUCUUCCUGGUGCAGCGGCUGGACCACGAGAGGGUGAAGUGGUACCGCCUGCACAUCCUGGCCUCGGAUGGGAAGUGGGAGGACUACACGGCCGUGGUGGUCAACGUGGUGAACAAGAACGACGAGACGCCGGUCUUCUCCGUCAACGAGUACUACGGGAGCGUGACCGAGGAGCUGGACGGCUCGCCCGUGUUUGUGCUGCAGGUAACGGCAACCGACCCAGAUAAAGAUGCGGACCAGGAGUCCCUGCGAUACUCUCUGCACGGCCAGGGAGCCGAGAGUGAGUUCAUCAUCGACGAGGUGACGGGCAAGAUCUACGCGCAGAAAACCCUGAACAGGGAGGACCGGGCGGUGUGGAGGUUUGUGGUGCUGGCCACGGACGAGGCGGGCGAGGGCCUGACGGGCUUCACCGACGUCAUCAUCAACGUGUGGGACAUCAACGACAAUGCGCCUGUCUUCACCUGCAUGCCCGACAGCUGCGAGGGGCACGUGCUGGAGAACUCGCCCCCGGACACCUCCGUCAUGGAGAUGACCGCCACGGACCUCGACGACCCCACCGUGGGCCAGAACGCCGUGCUCACCUACAGGAUUAUGGGUAACGCGAGAGGGGGUGGAGGGGCCAGCGCAGACCUGUUCAGCAUUAACUCCAGCACGGGCACCAUCUCAGUGGCUCUGCCCGGGCUGGACCGUGAGCGGGUGGAGACCUACCUGCUGGUGGUGGAGGCCAAAGAUGGCGGCGGGAUGGCGGGAACGGGCACGGCCACCAUCCGCGUGACGGACGUGAACGACCACGCCCCUCGCUUCGCGGAGGGCCCGUGCCGGGCCCGGGUUUCGGAGAGCAGUGAGCCCAACGCGGCGGUGCUGGAGCUGACGGCCAUGGACGCGGACGUAGGUGAGAACGCCCAGCUUACCUUCAGCAUCGUGGCGGGCGACCCUGAGCAGAAGUUCUACGUGGUGAGCCACCGACAGGACCAGCGCGGCACGGUGCGGCUCAAGAAGAGGCUGGACUACGAGAAGGCAGCCGAGCAGAGGUUCAACCUCACGCUGAAGGUGGAGGACCUUGACUUCUCCAGCCUGGUCCACUGCCUCGUGGAGGUGGAGGACCACAAUGACCAUGCCCCCGUCUUCGUGCCCCACUUCUACACCCUGCCGCCCUUCCCCGAGGACGUCGCCGUGGGGACCAGUGUGAUCAAGCUGGUGGCCAGCGACGGUGACUCGGGGCUGAACCGGGAGAUCGUAUACAGCAUCACGCAGGAGACGGACCCCCACGGACAGUUCUCUGUGGACGACACCGGCCUGGUUACCGUGGCUCGACCUCUCGACAGAGAGACGACUCCGUCGCACAGUCUAAUCGUCCUGGCGACUGAUCAGGGAAGCCCGGCACAAACCGGUAGUGCCACAGUCCAGCUGACUCUGCUGGACGUCAACGACAACGGGCCGGAGUUCGAGGUGGCCUACAUGCCAGUGGUAUGGGAAAACACGGCCGGCCCCCAGGUGCUGUGGCUCAACCAGACCUCCACCCUCCUGCACGCGGUGGACCGCGACUCUCCUGAAAAUGGGCCCCCCUUCUCCUUCUCCCUGCCCCCAGAGCUCCGGCACAACCGUGACUUCCACCUGCAGGACAACGGCAACAACACGGCGACCGUGACCGCCCUGCGAACAUUCGACCGCGAGCGGCACAAGGAGUUCCGCCUGCCCAUCAUCAUGAGGGACAGCGGGCGGCCCAGCAGGACCGUCACCAACACGCUGACCGUCACCAUCGGAGACAAGAAUGACCACGCCCACCUGGCCGGGGAGAAGAACAUUUACGUCAACAGUCACAGAGGGAUGAUGGCGACCACAGUCCUGGGGAAGGUGUACGCCCCCGAUCCUGAUGACUGGGACAACAAGACGUACGUCUUCGAGGGACACGUGCCCAACUACUUUGUCCUUAACAGAAGGACGGGCUUUCUGAUUGCCAAGGAGAACGCCCCCACGGGAAGGUACGAGUUCAAGGUGCGGGUGUCAGACGGGGUGUGGCCAGACGUGGUCUCCCGGGUAACCGUGCACGUCAAAGAACUGCAAGACGAGGCCAUCUACCGCUCGGCCUCACUCCGCAUGGCAGACAUCAUGGCGACGGAGUUCCUCGCGCACCAGGGCGGUGGGCGGAGCCAGUACGAGCUGUUCCGGGACUUCCUGUCUGAGAUGCUGGCGGUCGCCCCCGGCGACGUCAACGUCUUCGGUCUCCUGGACGUGCGGGAGCGGACGCUGGACGUGCGGUUCUCCGUGAAGGGCGCCCCCUACCUGAGGCCGGAGAAACUACAUGGCUACCUCGCCGCGCACAAACAGAAGCUGGAGUCCUUCCUGCAGGUGAACGUCACUCAGGUUCAUGUGGAUGAGUGCUCCAUCACAGACUGCGGGGGCGGAGUCGAGGGGGGCGGUGGCUGCUCCAAUCAGCUGUCGGUCAGCGGCGUGCCCACCGUGGUGGAUGCUGGGAGCGUGUCUCUGGUUUCGGUGACGGUGACCACCACGGCGGUGUGUGGUUGCCCCGGGCGGGACCACCUCCACAGGUCCUGCUCCUCCUACCCCCAGAGCCCCUGCCACAACGGGGGUGUGUGCAUCGACAGCAAGGCCGGCUACAGAUGCCAGUGCCCUCCUCAGUUCGAGGGCCCGGAGUGCCAGCAGACCAAGCACAGUUUCCACGGUGACGGUUACGCCUGGUUCCCCCCGGCACGGCUGUGCUUUGAGAGCCACGUGUCGCUGGAGUUCGUCACCGAGGUGUCGGAUGGCCUGCUGCUCUACAGCGGGCCCCUGGCCCAGCUGCAGCCCUGGGAUCCCGAGGACUUCAUGGCCAUAGAGCUGAUCGACGGUACGCCCACCCUGAAGAUUAACCACGGCUCCGGCACGCUAGUUCUGCAGUUGCCGAGCAACGUGCAUGUGGCGGACAGACGGUGGCACCGGCUGGAUGUGAGGAGUGACAGUAAGGAAGUGCGCUUCACUCUGGACCGCUGCACCGCUGCCAUGGUUACGGAGAUGGAGGGCGUGGGCAGCUGGCUGACGACCGAGGACCACUCCAGCUGUGAGGUCAAGGGGGUCACACCCAACACGGCCAGGCACCUGAACAUGACCCAGGUGUUGCAGCUUGGCGGGGUCAACGAGAACCUGCCCUACAUCUACCCUCAGCUGCAGCACAAACACUUCACCGGAUGCAUCCGCAACCUCGUCGUGGACAGCAAGGUGUACAACCUGGGCUCUCCCGCUGACUCAGCGAACAGCUCGCCAGGGUGCGUGAUGACAGACGGGAACUGCGUGAACAUGGGGUACCCCUCCUGCGGGCCCCGGGGGUGGUGCCACGGCGAGUGGGGCUCCUUCAGCUGCCAGUGCAUUCCGGGGUACAGCGGGCACCAGUGCGAGAUGGAGGUUCCGGAAUAUUCCUUUGACGGCCGGAGCCACGUCCACUUCCAGCUGGCGUUCCCGCUGUCCGCCCGCGGGACCAAGGUUCAGGUUCUGGUCCGGACCAGGAAGUCCAGCGGUACCCUGGUCAGCUUGCUGUCCAAGGAGCAGAACGAGUACCUGCGGCUAGAGUUGGCGCAGGGGCUCCUGACGGUGUUCUAUAACCUUGGUGACGGUGACUACAGCCUGACCCUGCCCUCUCAUCGCCUGGACGAUGGCGAGUGGCAGCAGGUGUCCCUGGAUCGGCAGGACAACGAGGUCACGCUGAGGGUCAACGGCGGGGGCGGGCGGCGGGAGGUCACCGCGGCGCCCGGGCAGAGCCGAGAGUUCGUCAUCGACCCCGCCGUGGUGAUCCUGGGAAACUCACUGCCGUCCAGUCGCAACAAGAGCUUCCAGGGCUGCAUGCAGGACCUGCGACUGAAUGGACGCUACGUGUCGUUGGACAGCCAGGCCAGAGAGGGCGCCACCCUGGUCAGCAGCCGCGGCGUGUCGGUGGGCUGCUCCUCCGACUCCUGCAGGAGGAACCGCUGCAGCCCCCCCUUCACCUGCGUGGACCUGUGGAGGGUCCACGAGUGCAGGUGCCCGGCGGGUCACAUGGUCCAGGAGAACGGCACGGGGCGUUUCUGCGUGCACACGCCGUGCGCGGGCCGGCCCUGUCACCGGGGGACCUGCGCGUCGCACUCGCCCGCCAACUUCACCUGCCACUGCCCCCAGGGCUACCGGGGUCGCCGCUGCGAAGUCACGCUCGCCAUCUACCGCGACGAAGUGGGGCUCAGCUUCAGCUCGCUGUUCGCCAUCUGCAUCUGCUUCCUGGCCCUCCUAGUGCUGCUCCUGGGCAUCUUCCUGUGGACACGCUGGAGGAGCUACAAAGGCCUGAAGGAGGGUGUUUACCACGUGUCAGCGCACCACGACGGCUGGGAGGACAUCCGUGAAAACGUGUUGAACUACGAUGAGGAGGGUGGAGGGGAGGAAGACCAGAACGCCUACGACAUGGCCGAGCUGCAGAAGUCCCUCCAGCCCAGCCCCGCCCAGUCGGUGCAGUACAGCCACACCCGGGGGGUCCAGCAUCACCCGCACCUCCAGCACGACUCCACCAAAUCCAACGCCUCCACCUCCUCCUCCUCCACCGCCACCUGCGCCCCCCCUCCGGCCUCCUCGUCCUCCUCCACCGGCGUGACCACACUCCGCCGGGACGUCCCCCCCACCGGACCCCCGCCCCCGGGCCUGGGCCAGCCCCCCCACCUCCCCCGGAAGAGCCUGUCCUUCUCCAGCCAGGACCUGGCGCGCUACCUGUGCGAGAUCAUCCGCGACGCCGACCAGCACCCGGACACGGCGCCCUUCGACUCACUGCAGGUGUUCUCCACCGAGGGCGGCGGCUCGCCUGCCGGCUCGCUCAGCUCCUUCAGCUCCGCCGGCCUGGACGACGACCGGGCCCCCGAGUCGCUACGGGACUGGGGGCCGCGAUUCGAGAAACUCAAAGCCCUGUACGAGAGGGCCGAGGGCAGCGACCUUUGACUGAGCUCGCUGAACGCCCGGUGGACACGAGGGACCAGGGGGAGCCCGAGGUGACUUUUAGGACACUCUGUGUGUGUGUUCGUAUGCCUCCCUCUUAAAAAAUGUCCAUUUCCAACUUUCCUAUUGAGGUGAGGACCGUAAAGCAAACGGGGCUUUACGAUGUGUUAACAAUGGCUCUUUUGUUUCGUGACAGACUCAAUAGACUGGACUCUGGUCGCUGUUUCAUAUCGCCUUGCGGAUGACAAGGAGUUUGGUGGAAAGUGUUUUGCCUGUAAAUCAAAUCUUCGGAGCUUGGUGCAAUUUAAUUGUUAAAAUAAAAAAAAUGAACAAAAAAAAAAACUAUCACAGAAAAUGUACUUGUAAAAAUGGAAUUCUUCAAACUUUUCCUGGAGAUUACCCCCUUUUAAAAUGGAUCCUGGACUACAACGGGGAGAAGCAAACAUGGGGCAUCAUUUCCUUUCAAAG